Asterias rubens (European starfish) is the source of this 3552-nucleotide messenger RNA. RefSeq lists its product as uncharacterized. The transcript has 8 exons. Gene Ontology annotation, molecular function: protein binding; metal ion binding. Bases 117 to 1109 code for a protein of 330 amino acids. The record is from RefSeq and is a predicted model, not a curated record. NCBI's taxonomy places the organism in Eukaryota, Metazoa, Echinodermata, Asteroidea, Forcipulatida, Asteriidae.
ACUCAUUACAUGUGUGUGAGAAAAGAUAAAACAGAAAGUGCCGACGAACCUUACGGUCUGUUUUUUUGUUUAUUUUCUCUGGGUGGUAGCUGUCAAAUUACUGCAUCUUGAUAAUCAUGACGUCAGCGUUCAUCAAAGAGGAGCUUGCGGACGUGAAAAAGAGGUGUCUACAAGAGAUACAAGGAUCUGAAAUCAUCGCCUGUCAUCCGGUCUCAGUUAGAAUCAGAAUGACGAGAACUGAAUUCAAGAAGUUAGAGGCUUGUCUCCAGUUUUCUGAAGGUUACCCCAAUACCGUCAUCGUGGUCGAGAUAAAGAGUAAGACCAUUCCGGAGAAGCUAUGUGAAGGACUUGCCAGGAUAUGUGAUGAGGAAGCCAAGAAGAUACUAGGACAGCAACAGGUAAUGCACAUGCUGAAAUUUAUACGUCAAUUCAUCGAUGAUAACCCCUUUACACCAUGCAGCAAUGAGCUGACAUACAUCAAGAAAGAACUUGUCAUGGAACAAGACACGUUUAAGACCAAGCAGAAGGCAGGGGUUAUAAUCUACACGAUAAAGAUGUCUGAUUACUACUUUAAGGUCAAGUUGACCGUACCAGACAACUACCCCGAGGAACCUGUUAUAAUUGAAGAAACUGGAAACAAUUUUCCCGCCAUUUUCAUCAAGAUGUUCAAAUCACAGUCAGAGGAGAUAGCCAGGCAAUGUGUGACACCUCCCCUCAAAAAGAAUCCAAAAGACCCACCAUUCCAGUUCAAGCCCUCUCUCCAGCCAGUGUGUAAAUUCUUGGUCACCGACUGUGUACGCAAAUACCCCGUAGAAAUAUGUCAUUUAUGUAAUGAGAAGGCCUUCCCUAAGAAACCAGAGCAUGUUGUGAAUGAACCUAUGCAUGGAAGGCAUGUAGAAUGGAUGUACUGUGGGCACUUAUUCCAUCACGGUUGCUUAGACGACUACAUGACAACGCCACCGUUUACAGGAGGAAAGAAAUGUCCGAAAUGUGGGAAGAGACUUUAUCACAAUAAAUGGAAUGUGACGCCCAAGCUAGCGGAAGACAGAUGGGCCCACCAUCAAGCACGGCAACGAGAGCUCGAAGAAGUAACAGACUUUUUGCAAUAGGAUUUUUUUUUAAGUUAAUAAGCAAUGACUGUAAAUAUAGCAGGAUAGUAUCGUGUAUAUGGGUGAUGCCGGUCACCAGUGAACUUCCCGAACACCAACUGUGACCUCUGAACUGAUGCUAGUUUAAUUUGCUACAAGCAGAAUUAGUCAUCGCCUACAAAGAGACUGUUGGACAGCCACUGGAACCAGAGGUGCAACAUGACAAUUAGACCUGGGCGACAAGCGAAAUUUACUUCUCAACUAGUCGCGCCUCAAAUAGUCACAACUUUGAUGCUAGUCACGACUAAUUUUUCAUUCCCAAGAUGCAUUCAAUUCAUGUAUUACAGCAUACUGUUUGCCACACACAGCCGCAAUAUAGUAAAAUUCAUGCUGAAGGGAUUGGAGGAUUGUGUCACUGAUGUCCGAUUGUGAUUCGUGAGUAAAUUACGUUGUCGUGAUUAGUCGUGAGAGAAACAAUUGGUUAACCAAACAAGGACUAUUUUUGUAGUACAUGUAGUCAUGGCGGCAUGAUUACCCGAGUAGUUGAAAAACAGUAACCGCAACUUGACUAAGCAUACAACAGUCGCAACUACGACACUAAUCACCAAGGCUUAGUGUAAGUCGAUUUGUGGGCCUGAAUUUUCAGGUAUCGAGUUCUACACUCGGUACUUGUAUCUCAGGUUUGCAGAGAAAUGGCGUCUUUUUAGGGCCAGUUGGUCAAUAAGUUAAAAAAGCUACCCGAAAGACAUUAGCUUGGAGGAAAACAAAAACAGAAUUUUAACAAAGGAAGGAUCGAAGUAAUUGAGAUCGUCGUCACAACAUCAGGAGUUUUAUUCGUUGAAAUAAUUAUGAGCAAGUAGGACGGUCGGGUCCAGCAAGAUUUUUAUAGGGGCAAUUUAUUUUAAGAAAAUAUUAUAUAUCAAAAAUGUUACUCACAGCGGUAACAAGCAUUUCCUUUGUUAAAGUAUCGGACUUGAUCCAAGUAUUUGAAUCCUUGGCUAUGCCACUAUUAAAGAGGUUUUUAGAAAUAAAUUAUUGAUGCAAAUACAUGUUUAUUUAUCCUCCAUUAUUUAAACAAACUGAGGAACAUACCAUCUUGCGAGUGAUUUUACAUGUAGGCAAGGCUUAGUUUGAUGGCUUCGGGUGGCGCUGUGCUUGGAUUGCUGGAACGUCCUGGGCCCAAUUUCAUGGCUCUGCUUAUCACCAAUUUCUGGCUAGCUAAGAGUAGCUAGUAACGUGGAGUAUGCACAAGCAAAAAUGUUGUGCUAACCUGUGAAAUAUGCUUGAUGUAAUUCCUGUUUCUGUAAGCACCAAUUCGUUGCUCAGGGAAAGCAGAGCCAUGAAAUUUGGCUCGGUCUUAAACAUUGUUGUUGCAGCCAUAGCCUUAGUCGGUUAGACAAGGUCAUAACUACUGCUAUAAUAAGCACUCAACUUUUUCCUAUCAACUCACCAUGGAAAAGUUGCCAGAUUUUAAGAGUGUAUUAUCAAUUUUCAUCAAAUUGAAUAAUGUUUCUAAAUGGUUAUUUUCAUAGAUCACCUCUUUACAAUUUCUUGUAUUAAACAGCAUUUUUUAAGAAGCUCUCAGAUUGAAUCUUACUAAUAAUUAAAGCAUGUAUGAUAUGGAUUUCAGACUUAUAACCUUCCCUUCAACUAGGCCUUGAAAUCACCAAGGGCACCCAUGACAAAUGUCGUAGUGCCCUGUGCUUUUGUGCCCUAUGCAAAGUUCCAAUACAAACUUAAUACAGCAAUUUGCUUGUCCUGCAAAUGAACUUUCAGCAUUUGCUUUGUUUACUUUAAUUGAGGAAUUCUAAAAGACAAUGUCAUGAAGCAGACGUCACCUUGACAAAACCAGGCUCAAAUAACCCCAGAUGAUCAAUCGGCGAUGACGAUUCCGUGGUGUAGACUCAAUUUCAAGUACAUAAAGUGCAUAGAAGAAAUCAUGAUAACCCACCAUCAUUGCAUACUUGAAUAUCGGAAUGCUCAAACUUGCCUCCAAUUGAAUCAAAUACUUUCUUAUAUGCCAAUAUUUGUAUUUGUUUACAACAACCACUGGAAAAAGGAAAAUGUGCUCUCCUUAGUACAGGAGAAAAACAAAUCAGAGCACAGAAGGUGCAUGCAUGUGCAUGCAGCACAAUACAAAGUUCACACAUGGAUAUUCACUGAAAAAAAUUCAGGGUACUGUGAAACUGUACCUGGUAUUAAAAAAAAACAUCUGCCGUAAGUCGCCAGUUCAGAAAACUUCAGCUACAUGUAAUAAUAAACAAACCAUCUGCAGGAAGUGGUAGCCACCGUUAAAGAUUGAACUGGAAUCUUGAAGUGAACUCAAGUGGUCUCCAACUCAAAAUAUUACAAUUACAAAGACUUGAUCAUUUUAUAGUUUAUAAAUGUACAGUAAAUUGUGCAAGGAAUUUGCAACUAUUUUACUUCAAUAAAAUAAAAACUUUUACAAUAUGGUGCAAGUUUA